Messenger RNA from Penicillium canariense, 1053 nucleotides. Its product is annotated as putative proline utilization protein PrnX. Lineage: Eukaryota; Fungi; Ascomycota; Eurotiomycetes; Eurotiales; Aspergillaceae. The transcript has a single exon. The record is from RefSeq and is a predicted model, not a curated record. Gene Ontology annotation, cellular component: cytoplasm. Bases 1 to 1053 code for a protein of 350 amino acids.
AUGCAUAUCCUCUCGGAGCCUGACGUGGCUCGGAUCUUCCGCGGCUUGACUCAGGCGCAAUGCCAUGAAUUCAUUGGCGUGCUAAGUGAUGCCUUGGUCGCUAUAUCCGCCGAGUCGAAGCCCGGUGUCCCAGCAUCAGAAAAGCUGAUCCACCAGCCACUACGCACUGUCUUUGCGACGAAAGCUGAGAACUCAUGCAUUUUCAUGCCAGUAUCUGACACCGCCAGUACAGGUAUCAAGGUGGUGACAGUCGCCAAGGGCGGCAUUCAGGGUGUCAUCAACAUCUUUUCACCCGAAGGGAGGCUCCAGGGCCUCCUGGCGGCCGCGGAGGUGACAGCCUUCCGCACGGCACUAGCCUCAAUGACUCUCUUCGUGCGGACCACUACCAUUCGCAAAGAAAGCGUGCUGGUCUUUGGAUCGGGUCGUCAAGCCGAGUGGCAUACCCGACUGGCCCUGCUUUUGUACUCAGACCAAAUCAAGCGAGUGACCUUCAUCAACCGUGGCCGUCAACGGCUAGAAGAAUUGGAGUCCAGCCUGUUCAGUGACCUACGCCAGCGCUAUCCCAGUGUAAAGGUGAAAUCGCUCUCUAGAGAGGGCACUCCGAACUAUGACCAGCGACUCAUUUCAGAGCUCCACGCAUGCGACGUAAUCUUUAGCUGCACACCCUCCGUCGCGCCAAACUUCUCGUACUCCGCCCUCCAGUCCGCACCUAAACAGCGCUUCAUCUCACUUAUUGGCUCCUACAAGCCAUCUAUGCAUGAAGUCGAUACAGAGACCCUACUCUCGGGUGGGGGCAAAAUUUACGUCGACUCGAAGGCUGCCUGCUUGCAAGAAUCGGGCGAGCUCAUUACGGCGAAGAUUACGGAGGAUCAGCUGACCGAAAUGGGAGAUCUUCUGGGAGAACUCGGUCCAUCGGAUGCGAUAGAUAUCCCAGAGGGCUGUAAUGUCAUUUACAAGUGUGUUGGUAUGGGUCUGAUGGACCUUGUGGUUGGAAAGAAAGUGCUCGAGGUUGGGAGCGCGAGUGGGCUAGGGACGCAUGUUGAUGGAUUUUAG